Molecule: messenger RNA, 3225 nt
Organism: Postia placenta MAD-698-R-SB12
Lineage: Eukaryota; Fungi; Basidiomycota; Agaricomycetes; Polyporales; Adustoporiaceae
Exons: 13
Coding region: 1-3225 (1074 amino acids)
Biological process (GO): ribosomal small subunit assembly; maturation of SSU-rRNA from tricistronic rRNA transcript (SSU-rRNA, 5.8S rRNA, LSU-rRNA)
Cellular component (GO): small-subunit processome; Pwp2p-containing subcomplex of 90S preribosome
Molecular function (GO): protein binding
Source: RefSeq, a predicted model, not a curated record
AUGAGCACGUGGUACGCGUCACUUCCAAUUUUGUUUUCAAACCUCUGCGGAACGGUAUACAGACAGGGAAACAUUGUCUUCACCCCGGAUGGCAACUCCGUGCUGAGUCCUGUGGGGAAUAGGGUAUCGGUGUUUGACCUUGUAAACAACAAGUCGCGCACACUGCCGUUUGAGAACCGAAAGAACAUCUCUGCUAUUGCUUUGAGCCCAGAUUCAAACGUUCUGGUCAGCGUAGACGAUGAUGGACGUGCGUUGCUGGUCAACUUCCGGCGAGGCGUGGUGCUGCAUCACUUCAACUUUCACAAGCCUGUGAAGGCCAUCAAAUUCUCUCCAGAUGGAAAAUACAUUGCUGUCUCGCAUGAUUCCCAUGUGCAGGUCUGGCGAACACCAAACCACCUGAUACGCGAGUUCGCCCCUUUCGACCUGCAUCGGACAUAUACGGGGCAUCACGACGAGGUAGUGAACAUUGAGUGGUCACCGGACUCAAGAUGUUUCAUUACUGCAUCACGCGAUAUGACGGCACGACUUUUCACUCUCGAUCCUCUUGAGGGCUUCCGGCCGAAGACCUUCGCAGGCCACAGGGACAUUGUCAUCAACGCGUAUUUCUCCGCGGACGGCAAAACAAUAUACACCGUGAGCCGAGACGGCGCUGUUUUUACAUGGAAAGCAAAAGUAUCAGGAGAAGAAUCAGAUAGCGACGAUACAGAGCCCAUAGCGUCUUCGUCCAGUCUCGGCGACACGAUCGCGCAGACGCGGUGGGGUGUGCACAAGCGCAAUUACUUCAACCAGCCGGGAACACGAGUUGUCUGCAGCACAUUCCACCGCGCCUCGAACCUCCUCGUCGUUGGCUUCUCCACCGGCGUAUUCGGGCUGUGGGAGAUGCCAGCGUUCUCCAACUUGCACACCCUGAGCAUCUCACAGGAGAAGAUCUCGUCUGUCGCAGUAAAUGCAUCGGGCGAAUGGCUCGCGUUCGGCGCGUCACGUCUUGGGCAGCUCCUCGUGUGGGAGUGGCAGAGCCAGUCGUACGUUCUCAAGCAGCAAGGCCAUUUCUCGACCAUGAACACGGUCGCGUAUGCUCCCGAUGGAGUCAACUUGGCCACAGGAGGUGACGACGGGAAGGUCAAGGUCUGGAACAGCACGUCUGGCUUCUGCUUCGUGACAUUUUCCGAGCAUUCUGCGCCCAUCAGCGCGGUGGAGUUCGCGAAGCAAGGCCAGGUCCUGUUCUCAGCAUCCCUAGACGGCACUGUUCGAGCGGCCGACCUCAUCCGCUACCGCGUCUUCCGUACAUUCACCUCACCGACUCCAACGCAAUUCGCCUCCCUUGCUGUCGACCCCAGCGGCGAAGCCGUUGCAGCUGGCUCGCAGGACAAUUUUGAGGUGUGCCUCUGGAGCGUGCAGACAGGCAAGCUGCUCGACGUCCUCGCAGGGCACACAGCGCCGGUAUGCGCGCUAGCGUUCUCCCCUACUGGCAACCUCCUUGCCAGCGGAUCGUGGGACCGCACGGUGAGACUGUGGGCCGUCUUUGGGCGCAGUCGUGCAGUCGAGCCGUUCCAGCUGUCGUCGGAUGUGCUUGCGAUUGCCUUCAGGCCGGAUGGGAAUGAGUUGGCGGUCGCGACCCUCGACGGGCAGCUCGUGUUCUUUGACGUGAUCGAAGGUCGACAGACAGGGGCGAUCGAUGCCAGACGCGAUGCUGCGCCAGGACGAAAAGUGGGUGACCUCACCGCGGCCAAGGGCGGCGGUGCACACACGAGCCUGUGCUACACUGCCGAUGGACGCUGUGUCCUCGCUGGAGGGCGCAGUCCAUAUGUCGCACUGUAUGACGUCCGCGCGGGCGUUCUGUUGAAACGCUUCCGGACGUCGGAGAACCUGAACCUCGACGGGACGCAGGACAUGUUGGACAGCCGGCGCCUCACCGAAGCGGGGAAUCUGGACCUGGUCGACGAGCGCGGGGACGAGAGCGAUCCGGAGGUGCGCAGGCAACGAGAUGAAGAGCUGCCGGGGGCAAAGCGCGGUGAUAUGGCGAAGCGGCGCGUGCGUGAGGAGGUCCGGACGACAUGCGUGCGGUUCGCACCCACGGGUCGCGCGUGGGCGGCGUCGACGACGGAGGGGCUGCUGAUCUACUCGCUCGAUGAGGCCGUCGCGUUCGACCCGGUCGACUUGGCGCUGGACGUCACCCCGCAGUCGGUGCUCUCGCUACUCGCAUCAGGCUCUUACCUGCCUGCUCUGAUCACGGCGUUCCGACUCAACGAGCGCGCCCUCAUUCACCGUGUGUUCUCAGCCAUACCAAGAGAUGACAUCCGCUUGGUCGUCCGGGGACUACCCCAGGUCUAUGUUGCCGCGCUGGUGCGAUGCGUGGCAGAAGCACUUGAAGGAUCGCCGCGAGUCGAGUUCGUCAUGGUAUGGGUGAAGGCUGUUCUGGGCACGCAUGGCCGAUAUUUGCGGGAGCGUGCAGGAGAACAUGCAGGCGUCUUGCGUGCGUUACAGAAGGCUCUGGGCGAAUUUGAGGGCCUGCUUAUGAAGCUGUGCGAAGAAAACAAUGCAACGCUCGCGUUUCUUGUGGACCAGGUGAAGUUGAAACAGAAUGCCCAGGUGGAUGAUGGGCACAACGCUGCCAUGCAGGAGGAUGAUUGUAGAAGACGCGAGAGAGACGAUCACGGUCGCGCUGCAAUAUCAGCAUGUGACGUCACCCCCCAAGUUAUGACGUCCUGCGACAUGAACCAGAUGCCUCGCAAGCCCGUGCAAACGCAGGGACAGAUCUCGCGCGGUAGUCCGAGGACGCUUGCCGUCGGCGUUGCAGCGGUUAGCGCCGGCCUUGGUCUCUUCUGGUACUCUCAAAAGUGGUCCCAACGGCAGAAAGAAGAGGAUCCAAGCCCUGGCCAAAUCCCUACAUGGGAGUACCGUUUGCAGCAGCAAAAUACACCCGAGUCGAGUGCGAACGACCCAUUGGCCCAGCGUGUGUCGGGGACUGAGCCAGUCGCACGCCCGAAGGAUAUUCCGCUACCGGGUUCCGACAGCACUGAGAGUGGCAGCAGUGCGCUGACCGCAGCACAUGGUGGAAAGGGCUCGGACGCGACGCAAAGCUCAUCGGAGCAUGUUGAUCAGCCGCCACAGCAAGCACGAACGAACGACACGGGUGAUCAGGCUUACACCAAGGUGAUAUCUUUCGAGGGCUGCAUGACUUCGGAGUAUGUAGAGGGCAACGAGCCGAAGAAGCAAUUGAGAUAA